ACCCUGGGCCCGGGCACUGCAUCCCGACCUCUCCUCUCCCAGCCAGUCGUGGCUGGCUUUUCAAAAGAGUGCGAUUGUCUCCUCCCGCCCAGCCCCAUCCUCGCCCAGGACCAGCUGUGCGGCUGCAGCUUCAUUUGGGACUCGAUUUGAUCCGUGGCUGCAGCAGAACGAGCGCUUGCUCACCAUUUAAGCACCUUUCAGCUUUCUGCUCAGCUCCCGGAGCCGCUUUGUAAAGUCGGGCAGCUCCAAGUGCACGCUUUGCCUCUGGACUUCUCCCGCCCGCGUCCCCAGCGCCCCCGCCUCCCACGCUCCCUUCCACCAGGAGCAGCGCGUCCCAGCGGGCUGGCAGCUUGCACCCUUUUCCGGUCCUCCUCCCCAAAGCGUGACCAUGCUGGUAAGAAGCGUCCUCCUGGCGGUGCAAGCCCUGCAGCUUGUGGGUGCCCUGGACCUGCCCGAUGGGUCCUGCACCUUUGAAAAGAGCACCUGUGGAUUUGACUCGGUGUUCGAGUUCCUGCCCUGGAUUUUAAAUGAGGAAGGCCACUACAUUUAUGUGGACACGUCCUUUGCCAAGCAAGGGGAGAAGGCCGUGCUGCUAAGUUCUGACCUACAGGCCGAGGAAUGGAGCUGCCUCAGAUUGGUCUACCAGAUAGCCGCGCCGUCAGGGUCUCCACCAGAUCCCAGCAGGUUGAACCUCUAUGUGAGAUUUGAAGAUGAAAGCUUUGAUCGCUGGCGUUGGUCGGCUACGGAACCUUCGGACAGCUGGCUCAUAGCCAGCUUGGAUUUACAAAACAGUGCUAAGAAAUUCAAGAUUUUAAUAGAAGGUGUGCUGGGACAGGGAAACACAGCCAGCAUUGCACUCUUUGAAAUCAAGAUGACAACUGGCUACUGUAUUGAGUGUGACUUUGAAGAAAAUCAUCUCUGUGGCUUUGUGAACCGCUGGAACCCCAAUGUGAACUGGUUCGUUGGAGGAGGAAAUAUCCGGAAUUCCCACUCCAUUCUCCCGCAAGAUCAUACCCUCAGGAGUGAACUGGGCCAUUACAUGUAUGUGGACUCAGUUUACAUCAAGCACUUCCAGGAGGUGGCCCAGCUCAUCUCCCCAAUGACCACGGCCCCCAUGUCCGGCUGCCUGUCAUUUUAUUACCAAGUCCAGCAGGAGAAUGACAAUGUCUUCUCCCUUUAUACUCGGGAUGCAGCCGGCCUUUAUGAGGAGAUCUGGAAAAUGAGCAGCCCAGGGAAUGCUGCCUGGAACCUGGCUGAGGUGGAGUUCAGUGCUCCGUACCCCAUGGAGGUUAUUUUUGAAGUUGCUUUUAAUGGCCCCAAAGGAGGGCAUGUUGCCCUGGAUGAUAUUUCUUUCUCUCCUGUCCAUUGCCAGAAUCAGACAGGGCUUCCUUUCAGUGCCAUAGAAGCAAGUUGCAGUUUUGAGGGAGAUCUCUGCAACUUCUACCAAGAUAAAGAAGGUCCAGGCUGGACUCGAGUGAAAGUAAAACCAAAUAUGUACCGGGCUGGAGACCACACAUCAGGCACAGGGUAUUACCUGCUGGCCAACACAAAGUUUACAUCUCAGCCUGGUUACAUUGGACGACUCUACGGCCCCUCCCUGCCAGGAAAUUUGCAGUAUUGUCUGCGGUUUUUUUACGCCAUCUAUGGGUUUUUAAAAAUGCGAGACACCCUUGCAGUUUACAUUUUUGAGGAGAACCAUGUGGUUCAAGAGAAGAUCUGGUCUGUGCUGGAGUCCCCACGGGGUGUUUGGUUGCAAGCCGAAAUCACCUUUAAGAAGCCCAUGCCUGCCAAGGUAGUUUUCAUGAGCCUAUGCAAAAGCUUUUGGGACUGUGGACUUGUAGCCCUAGAUGACAUUACAAUAGAAUUGGGAAGCUGCUGGUCUCCAGAGAAACUCCCACCUCCACCUGGAGAGUGUACUUUUGAACAAGAUGAAUGUGCCUUUACUCAGGAGAGAAGAAACCGGAGCAGCUGGCACAGGAGGAGGGGGGAAACUCCCACCUCCUACACGGGACCAAAGGGAGACCACACUACUGGGGUAGGUUACUACAUGUACAUCGAAGCCUCCCACAUGGUGUACGGACAGAAAGCACACCUCUCGUCCAGGCCUCUGAGGGGAGUCACUGGAAAACACUGCUUGACCUUUUUCUACCAUAUGUAUGGAGCAGGGACUGGCCUGCUGAGCGUUUAUUUGAAAAAGGAAGGUGACAGUGAAGAGUCCCUCCUAUGGAGAAGAGGAGGGGAGCAGAGCAUUUCCUGGACGCGAGCACUGAUUGAAUACAGCUGUGAGAGGCAACACCAGGUAAUUUUUGAAGCCAUUCGGGGAGUGUCAAUAAGAAGUGAUAUUGCCAUUGAUGAUGUUAAAUUUCAAGCAGGACCCUGUGCAGAAAUGGAAGAUACAACUCAGCAAUCAUCAGGAUAUUCUGAGGAUUUAAAUGAAAUUGAGUUUUAAGAAAUGAUUUGAAUUGGAUUAACUGAACAAAAUCCAUACCUCUCUUCAGUCAAAAUGAAAACAAAACAAAUGAAUACCGGACAGUCUUACCAAUUUCAUAAGUUAUGAAAUGACUUCAGAGCACCCUUUUUCAUUACUUUUGCAAAAAACACUGACUCAGGGCUUUUUUUUUCUUUUUGCAUAUGACAACUGUUAUGGAAGUACAGGCUGCUGGUUUUGCAUAGAUCGUUCAUCUUCCUUUUGGUACCAGUUAAAAAUACACAUGUACCAUAUUGUAGUCAUUUAAAAAUAUGCAAAUAGAGGGCACCAUCAAAAUGAGAUGUGCUCACUUAAAUCUGCAUUCAAUGAAUGUAUUGAGAGGAGAAUAAAUCUUCUGGGUUUCCUUUUGAAUUUCAAGUAUCAUAAAUAUUUUUAAAGUAAUAAUGUGAGCUAUCAAUUAUAUCUGCAAAAUGAAUGCAGUUUUUAUGGUAACAAGUUAGUCUAAGAAAACAGUCUUAUUUCCUAUGUUUUAUUCACAGAAAUGGAGUAUUAAUUUUUAAAUAUAUUUUACCAUAUAUGAUAACAAAAGAUCUUUCACAAAUGUCCCAGGGUAAGUCAGUAUUAAUGCUGUAUUACAAGGCAAUGCUACCUUCUCUUUUCCCCCUUUGAACUAUUUUUGAAAGUCACUAUGAACACAUGGAUAGAAAUUGCACUUUUUUUUUUAAGCAAGCUUGAAAAUGUUUAUGUACACACACCCAAAAUUUUUUAGAACAUGUUUAACAAUUUUACUGACUUCUUUAGUAAAUGUUUGAUGAUAUUUUGAAUAAUAUGAAUUCAAGCAGAUCUAGUAUACUACUGUCUUUUAUUUACAUGUUUAGGAAACUGUAUAUACAUGUUUGUAUACCCAAACAGCUGUUAUGAAAUUAUAAGAUUACCUAAUAAAAGAUACUUUGAAACUCUU
Manis pentadactyla (Chinese pangolin) is the source of this 3389-nucleotide messenger RNA. RefSeq names its product MAM domain containing 2 (gene MAMDC2). The record is from RefSeq and is a predicted model, not a curated record. The coding region runs from base 389 to 2449 and encodes 686 amino acids. Gene Ontology annotation, cellular component: membrane. The transcript has 14 exons. Lineage: Eukaryota; Metazoa; Chordata; Mammalia; Pholidota; Manidae.